Messenger RNA from Labeo rohita (rohu), 1671 nucleotides. Its product is annotated as hepatocyte cell adhesion molecule-like. The transcript is spliced from 6 exons. NCBI's taxonomy places the organism in Eukaryota, Metazoa, Chordata, Actinopteri, Cypriniformes, Cyprinidae. Bases 88 to 963 code for a protein of 291 amino acids. The record is from RefSeq and is a predicted model, not a curated record.
CUGAAGAUGAACUGAGAAGAUGUUCAAUUGUGAGAUGGGACACAUUAUUAAUGUUUUUAAAGACUUUUCACUUAACAACUGAAGAAAAUGUUUCAUGUGUUUGUUUUAAUCUGUCUGUGCUGGUGGCAACUGAUUGGUGUGCUUGGCGAGUCAAUGUCAGUGACGGAGGGAGACUCUGUUACUCUUCACACUGGUGUUACUCAAAUACGUGUAGACGAUGACAUACUGUGGAACUUUGGAGCUGAAAAGUCUCAAAUAGCUAAAAUGAAGAAAAAGAAGCAAAUCUUCAACACAUCUGAUGUUCCUGAUGGCAGAUUCAGAAACAGACUGAAGCUGGACAAUCAAACUGGAUCUCUGACCAUCACUGACAUCACAACUCAACAUGCUGGAGUUUAUCAACUAGAGAUAGCUGGAGCAAAAAAAUCAUCAAAAACAUUCAGCAUUUUUGUCUAUGCUCAUCUGUCUGUUCCUGUCAUCAGCAGUAACUCUUCGAACUGUUCUUCAUCAUCAUCACAGCAGAAUUGUUCACUGGUGUGUUCAGUGGUGAAUGUGAGUGAUGUGACUCUCUCCUGGUACAAAGGAAACAGUUUAUUGUCCAGCAUCAGUGUGUCUGAUCUCAGCAUCAGUCUCUCUCUACCUCUGGAGGUGGAAUAUCAGGAUGAAAAUGCCUAUAGUUGUGUACUCAACAAUCCCAUUAGCAAACAGACUCAACAUCUGGAUGUCAACAAACUGUGUCACACAUGUUUAGAUCCUCCAGACUCUGUAUCUCUGAUAGUCCUCAUCUCUGCUGCUGCUGCUGCUGGAUCUCUGUUGAUUGCAGCCAUAAUUGUGAUCAUCUGCAUCUGCAGGAAAUUAAAGGCAAGGGAAAAAGGCAGGACUCAGAUAACACCGUGUAAAUCAUCAUCACGAAAAAAGAAAUCAAAGCAGGAGCAUGUGUAUGGAAAUUUAACCUCAAAACGAUGACCAAAUACCGAAUCUACUGGAAUAAAAUAAAUGUUAGAGCUCUGCAGGCCCUGACUAACACCUCUUUAGUUUCCAUUCGUUUUCUGCCAGGAUGUUUUUCUUCCGACUCUGGUUUGUUCUUGCUUUUUUGAUUUUUAUCUUUUCUUUUCUUUUCUUUUUCCUUUUUUUUUUCUUUUGUACAUGCACUCUAAUUGUUAUGUCUUGAAAUAUUGCUGCUAUGUGUAUGAGUUUAAUUUAGUGCUUCACAAAUAGCAUAGCAUUCAGAAACUCAUCUUAAUGUUUUAUUUUCUAGCUUUUCUAACUUGCAUGGAACUUUAGCCUAUUAAAUACUGACCCCCAGCUCUCACUGUUUUCUGUCACUUAGUCUACUCCUUUUUAAAUAAAUAAAAAUAAACGUCAAUUGCAUGGUGGUAUGUAACACACACACAAUAAGCUCUGCUGGAUAUUUUGGCAAAUUCAGCACAAUCACAUCACCGCUCUCUGGUGUCGAAAGCAGAAAAUCACAUCUCUCUAGCGCUACUUUUACCUGACACAGUACGCUACAAAUAGAUGCUUCAUGCAGAUUUGAAACCUUUGUGAAUCAUCUCCAGUGAUGCAGAGCGCCCAAUCAGACUGUCAAAGUCACGUGAUUUCAGUAAACAACGUUUCGUCAUAACUCUUUCAAAAUUUUAGUGGUUCGCCACUAGGGGGCGAUCAUCUCUGAGAACU